AUGCGAUUCAUAAUGAGGCAUUGGCGUGUUUCUCACGCACGCCGUUUUCUAUAUAACAACUCACAGGCCGCGAAAGUGGCCAAUCUGGGGUUGAUGACUGAAUAUCUCAGCUCAGAAGCUGUUCCUCAUCUAUUGCAUAAACCGAUAAAACUAGAAAAAUUAGACCCCAACAUAACACUUCGGCUGUUCCCUACCACCCAUGCGUAUCUGCCCCGGAUCCAGGGAAUAACUAGAUACAAACACACCAUGCCGUUACUCACAUUAGUAGCGCGAAGUCUUGUUCUUCAUGAAUGUAGUGGUCUGCACGUGACGGGCGUUGAGACCAUAACGGGCGUCAGUAAAGAACAGCGCUACAACACCAUCACUGGAAAUGACAAGAUUGUUAUACAUUGGCAAACCUGUGAAGAUGACAGGGAUCGCGAAGUAGACCAAACAAAUUCUACAUCAGCAAAAAAACACUCGUUUACGCAGGCCGAUUUGGACGAAGUCGGACGCAAAUCAGAUUCCUCUUUCAACGUAACGACACACGAAUCGAUCAAUGCCAACACUUCACCAGACCAAGAACUACUACACUACAUUUUGAGUCCAGAUCAAAAAUCGUCUCGCGAAUUUUCGGGCCGUCCUCUCACUUUGCUGGACGAAUUGAAGAAAAAAUUGGGUUCUCCCCGGACUCUUCACGGUCUUUUCAUAUUCGAGCUCAACAGCGACAAUACUAAGAUCCUUGUACACACCAUCGACAACGUGGAGAUUUUUGGGAGACACGAAAAACAGGAAGCUGGAGCUUCUUUGGCAUGUUAA
Lachancea lanzarotensis is the source of this 798-nucleotide messenger RNA. It is a transcript of the gene MCO32, whose product is annotated as LALA0S15e00364g1_1. The transcript has a single exon. The record is from RefSeq and is a predicted model, not a curated record. Lineage: Eukaryota; Fungi; Ascomycota; Saccharomycetes; Saccharomycetales; Saccharomycetaceae. Bases 1 to 798 code for a protein of 265 amino acids.